CAGGGAACCUGGAAUGGCGGCGGGGAGGUGCUGGAACUCGACCAUGUGGUACGCCUGCCGCUGCGCCUCUCCCUCUCCCUCACGUAACUUGGUUGUCCGCCUCAACGUCGGAUUCCAAGAUAUCGCCGGAAUCGCCCACAACAAAGUGCUCAUCGCUGCUGGUGUGUCGGCGGCCAUCGGCCAGCUGUCCAAGCCAUUCACAUCGCCCGAGGGAGAUGCCAAGCUAUUCGAUUUCAGGGCCGCCAUUCGUUCCGGUGGUUUCCCUUCCACCCACUCCGCCGCAGUUGUGGCUACCGCUACCUCCCUUUCUUUCGAGAGGGGAUUCUCAGAUUCAAUUUUUGGACUCUCGGUUGUGUAUGCUGCACUUGUCAUGUAUGAUUCCCAGGGGGUAAGAAGAGAAGUGGGGAAACAUGCCAGGGUGAUGAAUGAAACUCUGCUGAAGAAAGCACAGGUGAAAUCUCCAUGCGCGGAAAGUGACAGAGUGGGAAAGUCAUCUUCAUCAACCAUGAAUUUGGAUCGAAGCGGCAGGUUUCCAAUGGAUGGAGCUGAAAGGGGCUCCUUUAACUCAAAAAUCACCACUACUCCGUUGAUGCUCAGAGCUGACAACAUAGAGGAGAAACAACUGCAGUUAGGAGUGGGUGAUGAUGGGGACAAUAAAUCUGGUGUCGAUGGAGAGAGUGGAAUAAGGCUGAAAGAAUCGGUUGGGCAUACGGAGGUGGAAGUUUUAGCCGGUGCUAUAUUGGGCUUCGCGGUCAGCAUGGCUGUAAAUACCUUGAUGCAGUAGUUUUUUCUACAGUACCUGCAUUUGUUUUUUCUGUCCUUCCUCUAUGAAUUUGGAAUGGAAACGAGAUUUUAAGUCACAUGAUCAUGUGAGUUCUUGGCAGCAUCUUAAAUUCAUCAUUCUUCUUUAGUGAUUGCAAAACAAUUGCGGAAGUAAUACAAUCUACUCAUUGGGAAAC
This is a messenger RNA of Rhodamnia argentea, 959 nucleotides long. RefSeq lists its product as uncharacterized. The record is from RefSeq and is a predicted model, not a curated record. Bases 14 to 784 code for a protein of 256 amino acids. The transcript has 5 exons. NCBI's taxonomy places the organism in Eukaryota, Viridiplantae, Streptophyta, Magnoliopsida, Myrtales, Myrtaceae.